Messenger RNA from Magnolia sinica, 3083 nucleotides. Its product is annotated as putative disease resistance protein RGA4. Gene Ontology annotation, biological process: defense response to other organism. Gene Ontology annotation, molecular function: ADP binding. Lineage: Eukaryota; Viridiplantae; Streptophyta; Magnoliopsida; Magnoliales; Magnoliaceae. The transcript has a single exon. The record is from RefSeq and is a predicted model, not a curated record. Bases 9 to 3083 code for a protein of 1024 amino acids.
GAAGGGUAAUGGAGUUACUGAUUAAUGAGGAUUACAUAGAGGAUGUUAUGGUCAUUCCUAUUGUCGGUAUGGGGGGCCUUGGUAAGACAACAGUUGCUCAGCUAGCAUACAAUGAUGCGAGGGUGGAGAGGCAUUUUGAUUUAAGAAUGUGGGUUUGUGUGUCAGAUGAUUUCGAUGUGCGGAGGCUAACAAAAGCAAUUUUAGAAUCUGCUGCAGACAGAAAAUGUGAUCUCCUAGAUGUGGAUUUACUGCAACGUCGCCUCCGAGAAAAGCUGAGUGGGAAGAAGUUCUUACUUGUGUUGGAUGAUGUAUGGGACGAAAAUCCCGAGAAAUGGUAUCGGUUGAAACAAUUUCUCAGAGGAGGUGCAAGGGGUAGUAAAAUCAUAGUAACUACCCAUAUUGAAAACGUUGCUUUAAUCAUGGGCACUCUCACUCCUCACCAUUUGCGGAGAUUAUCGGAAGAUGAUUGUUGGUCUCUGUUCAAGCAGCGGGCAUUUGGGCAUGGAAGACAAGAACAUCCAAACUUUGUAAUGCUUGGAAAGGAAAUUGUGAAGAAGUGCGGGGGCAUCCCUCUGGCAGCGAAGGCACUCGAAAGCUUGAUGCGCUUCAAAACAGAGGAAAGAGAGUGGUUGUUUGUCAAAGAAAGUGACAUUUGGAUUCUGCCUGAAGAAGAGAAUCGCAUUUUACCUGCUUUGAGGUUGAGUUAUUAUCAUCUUCCACCACAUUUAAAGCAAUGCUUUGCAUACUGCUCAAUAUUUCCAAAAGAUCAUAUAAUCGUGAAGAAGAAGCUAAUCCAACUAUGGAUGGCAGAAGGUUUUAUUAAAUCAUCAGACAGAAGAAAACAAAUGGAAGACAUCGGUGGAGAGUAUUUCAAUAAUCUAUUAUGGCGGUCCUUCUUUCAAGAUGUUCACAAAAAUGAUGAUGGGAAUAUAGUAUGGUGCAAGAUGCAUGACCUCGUGCAUGAUCUUGCAUGCUCUGUGGCUGGAAAUGAAUGCUCGAUUGUGCAGUUAAAGAAUGCAGUGAGUAUCCCUAACAUAUCUCGUCGUUUGUUGUUGGAUUGCGGGUAUAACAUAUGUGUCCUAACAGACCCAAAGCCCUCAAGGAGAGCAAACCAUUUACGAACGCUGCUUGUGCUUAGAAAUCUGCAUUUCAGCAUUUCUCAUAAUGUUUUGCUACAUUUUAUGUUCUUACAUGUGCCAGAAUUAGACAGAACGAAUGUCACCAAGGAGUUGUUGGUUUCAAUCAGCAGGUUGAAGCGCUUAAGAUACCUCCAGCUGUAUAUUUUUAAAAUACGAGCCCUUCCUCAAUCCAUUUGCGCCCUUCACCAUUUGCAAACCUUUAGACUCUCGGACUGUUAUAAUCUUGCAGAGUUACCCAGGGACAUGAGCAAAAUGACUAGCCUAAGACAUCUUGAAAUGAGUAGAUAUGAAAAAUUGACCCAUAUGCCAGCUAAUAUGGGAGAAUUAAAGUUCCUUCAGACUUUGCCAAUAUUCAUAGUUGGUAAGGAUAGUGGAUGUGGUAUAAGAGAGCUGCAGGGUCUAAACCUUGGAGGAAACUUAACUAUUCGAAACCUCGAGAAUGUGAUGUGUGCAGCAGAUGCCCAGGAAGCAAACUUGAAGGAUAAGCCAAACCUUUGUAAGUUGCACUUUUCAUGGGGUCGGGAUAUUGAUCUUCAGUUGGAAGGAAACGUGGAGCAAACCCUUGAAGGUCUCCAACCGCAUCCAAAUCUCAAAAGGUUGACUGUGGAAGAGUACAUGGGUGUCAAAUUUCCGCAUUGGAUGUGUUCUUCAUCACUUCCAAAUCUGAUUAAAGUUUCAGUGAUUAAUUGCAGAAGAUGCGAACAGCUCCCCCUGGUCAGCCACUCACCAUUCAUUGAAGUUCUUGUGAUACAAGGAAUGGAUGCUUUGAAAUCUAUUGACAACCAUUUCUCUGGCGGUGAUGAUGUCACAGAGAGAUUUCAGUCACUGAAAAAACUCAGCUUGAAAGAUAUGCCUAAUUUGGAGUGGUCAGGAUUCAAUGGAAGAGAAGUACUACUCCCUCACCUUGUCAAAUUAACUGUCUCAGGAUGUCCAAAGUUAACAACACUUCCAUGCCUUCCAUCUCCGAAAGAAUUGGUAUUGAUUGAUAGUAAUGAGAUGUUGUUAGGUUCAGUGGCAAACCUAUCCUCACUUUCCUCCCUCAGGGUUGAAGUUUUCAAGGAACCAAGGUCGCUGCCAGAUGGGUUGUUUGAAAACCAUACCCAUCUCUUGAGACUAGAUAUUAAGGAAUGCCCAAAGCUAGAGUCUGUAACUAGGGAGCUUGGAAACCUUGCUGCUCUAGAGUAUCUGUUUAUUUGUGGCUGCAGUUUGUUGGUAUCUUUGCCAGAGGAGUUACAAAACCUCACCUCUCUUCGUGUGCUGUCGAUUGAUGGGUGCAAUGGUCUAACGUCCUUGAGAUUACAAGGCUUGAGCUCUCUUCAAAGUCUAUUAAUCCAGGGGUGUCAAAGCUUAACGAGUUUGAUAGGGGGACUGCAACACCUCACUGCCUUACAAUCCUUGACCAUUAACAUAUGUCCGGAGCUGGCAUAUUUACCAGAGGAUAUGCAACACCUUACUUCCCUUCGACAACUCACCAUCUCGAGCUGUCAGAAGUUGACAUGUUUGCCGGAAGGGCUACGACAUGUCACAACACUGGAAGAGCUAGGAAUUGGUGGUUGGACAAGUGGAAUGACUCUGUCGGAGUGGAUAGGAAACCUGUCCUCCCGUCGACAUUUGGAGAUUGAGGGUUGUUAUAAAUUGACGUGUUUUCCAUCAUGGUUGCAACUCCUAACAAACCUCCAAAUUCUAAAAAUCUGGAAUUGGCAUAGUCUAACAGCUCUGCCGGAGUGGAUAGGAAACCUGUUAUCGCUUCGAUUUUUGGAUAUUUCCUGUUGUGGUAAAUUGGAGUGUUUGCCAUCAGGGUUGCAACUCCUUACAAAUCUCCAACGUCUAAGAAUCAGUCACUGUCCCAAAUUAGAGAAGCGAUGCCAGAAGGAGAAAGGCGAGGAUUGGCACUACAUAUCACACAUCCCAGAUAUCCGUAUUCACGAGGAUUUCCCCGUUUAG